This is a messenger RNA of Archocentrus centrarchus (flier cichlid), 1340 nucleotides long. RefSeq names its product major histocompatibility complex class I-related gene protein-like. The record is from RefSeq and is a predicted model, not a curated record. The transcript is spliced from 5 exons. NCBI's taxonomy places the organism in Eukaryota, Metazoa, Chordata, Actinopteri, Cichliformes, Cichlidae. Bases 90 to 1022 code for a protein of 310 amino acids. Gene Ontology annotation, cellular component: external side of plasma membrane. Gene Ontology annotation, biological process: immune response.
UUCAGGUUUGAUCUCUGAGCUGGAAGCGGAGAGUCAGUUUUUGUGGACAGCCAAGCGUUUGAGUGUUAAAGGUUCUGAUCCCGGAGGUCAUGAUGAAGGUCCUGAUGAUCCUGAUGAUCCUGGGAAUACAGGAGGCGGCAGCAGUGACCCACUCUAUGAAGUAUUUCUUCACUGGAUCCUCUCAAGUACCAAACUUCCCAGAGUUUGUGGUUAUUGGGCUGGUUGAUGAUGUUCAGAUGUUUUACUAUGACAGCGACACGCAGAAAGUGGAGCCCAAACAGGACUGGAUGAAUAAAGUCACAGCAGAGGAUCUACAGUACUUGGAGAGCAACACUGGAAAUUUUCUGGGUACCCAGCAGUUUUUCAAAGCCAGCAUUGACACUUUAAAGCGUCGCUUCAACCAAACUGGAGGUGCUCACACUUUUCAGCUGACGUCCGGCUGUGAGUGGGAAGAAGAGAAUAAUGAACUGAACGGCUAUGAGCAGUUUGGUUAUGAUGGAGAGGACUUCAUAUCAUUUGACUUGAAGAGAGAGACGUGGAUCGCUUCUAAUCAGCAGGCUGUCAACACCAAACACAGCUGGGAGAGUAACAAGGUUAUCACUGCACAGAGGAAGAUCUACCUCACCCAUAUCUGUCCUGAGUGGGGCAAGAAGCUCCUGAACUAUGGGAGGAGCUCUCUGAUGAGAACAGUCCUUCCCUCAGUGUCUCUCCUCCAGAGGUCUUCCUCCUCUCCCAUCACCUGCCACUCUACAGGUUUCUAUCCUCACAGAGCCGAGAUGUUCUGGAAGAAAGAUGAGGAGGAGCUUCAUGAAGGUGUGCACAAAGGAGAGAUCUUCCCCAACCAUGACGGGACCUUCCAGAUGAGUGUUGAUCUGAACCUUUCAGCAGUUGGAUCUGAGGACUGGGACAGGUACAGCUGUGUGUUUCAGCUCUUAGGUGUGAACGAGGACAUCACCACCAAACUGGACAAAGCAGGAAUCAGGAGCAAUGAAGGUGUACCCUGCCUCUCGCCCCCCCUGUGACCCUGAACAGGACAAGCAGAAGUGAGUGGAUGGACGGUGUUUUAGUGCUCUAGAGACAAAAAUUUGUUUUUUUUUCAUCACAUUCAGCCAUGUUCCUGUGUGUUAAUGAUAAUAAUUCAUGUAAGUAAUGGAGAGUUUUGGAAGAAGACAGAAUUAUAUAUUAGUGCACAUGUUCUGGAUGUUUUAACAGAUCAGAUUCAUUUUUUGGUGAAGUGUUGAAAUGAAUUUAAAUAUCUCAGAACUUUUAUUGUUGGGAUGAAAACAGAAAUGAGUGGAACAAACAUUUGUAUCUAUAAAGAAGCUGAUCGAUUGUUUUCU